Actinia tenebrosa (Australian red waratah sea anemone) is the source of this 878-nucleotide messenger RNA. Its product is annotated as mediator of RNA polymerase II transcription subunit 28. Lineage: Eukaryota; Metazoa; Cnidaria; Anthozoa; Actiniaria; Actiniidae. Gene Ontology annotation, cellular component: mediator complex. The record is from RefSeq and is a predicted model, not a curated record.
AGUUCCAGUUUUCACUCGUUUUUAUUUGUAAAUCCAACAUGGCGGACGAUGUGGCCAGCUCACUUGAAUACUCACUUCAGGCGUGUAUAUCUCUGCUUGGAGUAGAUGUCUUAGACAAAGGCAAAGGACAACAGUGUAUCGAUAAUAAGCUAGGUGUUGAAGCAGCCAUAACUAGCUUCCUUGAAUCUGCUAAAUUGGUUGAAGAAGACUUUAUAAGAAAACAGGCAUACGUUAGAGUACACCAUCCUCAAGAGACACUCAAACAAGAGAUUUCACAUCUUAAAACAGAAAUCAAACAGAAGGAAGACAUCUUAAGUAAGCUAUCAGAGAAAGUAGAUUACUGGACAAAAAUACUGGAUGAGCUUCAAAGAAAACAAAAGGCAGAAAUAGAGGCCAUGUUAACAACUGGAGCUAUGGGAAAAGGCAGUUUCACAUUCAAGCUGUCAUAUAAGGUGGGUGUAAUGUUAUCUAGGACCAAAUCUGCUGAUGCAUUGUUAAGCAUCCACUCGUAAAUGAGUCCCCAGAAAUGCAACAUCUAUUCUUGAGGCGCAUGUUAUGUCAUAGCCACCAUGUUGGUUGACGAUAACAAAGCAUUUCUCACUAACUUUUAUUGUUAGAUCAACCAACAUGGCGGCUGUCUCAUUGUUAUUUAUAUCUCAAGGGAUUUCGAGUUUUGGUUGCACUCCAGGAAUACUUUAAUUGCCCCUUAGUUAGAAGAGGGUUGUAUCGUCGAGUACGGGAAUUGUCAGGGGAAUUCUAUUCAAAUUCAAAUUUCAAGUAAUCGGCUAGUAAUCGUACCCUACGAUAGCAUAAAUUAAACUAUAAUAAAUAUUUAUGUGCACGCGCUGAUGAUACAUCGUUUAAAUAUGAAUAAAAAA